AUGGCUUCUCUUGGUGGUAACGUUUUGCCAUCUCUGGCCCCUCAAACAAAAAUUUACCUUUCUGGAGUAACCAUUGUGCUUUUCGUAAGCGCAUGCUUUUCCACCCUCAUCAAGAGGUCCCAAAAGCCCGUAGAGAACCCUGGCAUACUCCGGGCUCUAUGGCUGUUCAUCUACUCCUGCUUCCUCAAGCCGCACAGUGGCGAUGCCAAAGGAAACCAACAGGAUGCCCUCGAGAGUUUCUAUAAGAGCCAAGCUGGUGCUUACGACGCCACCAGAGGCGCACUUCUCAAGGGCCGUGAAGACAUGCUGGCACUCGCCGCGGCUCAGCUCGAGCACCGAGCAACCAUGAAGGCCAAGUCUUCCGAGAAGAGGAGAAUCUGGGUUGAUGUCGGCGGUGGAACCGGCUUCAAUAUUGAGGCAAUGGGAAAAUAUGUCGACGUCCCCAGCUUCUUUUCCAGCGUCUACCUAGUGGACUUUUCCCCAUCACUCUGCGAUGUUGCCCGCAAGCGAUUCGCUCGCCUUGGCUGGAAGAAUGUCAAGGUUGUCUGCCAAGACGCCAGGAAGUUCCGUCUUGAAGACCACGAGCCGAGCCACAUGCAGGGCAAUGUCCCGAGCUCACCUUAUAUGGGCUACUUCUCCCAGAAACGUCCCGAGCACGGCGGCGUCGACUUGAUCACCAUGUCCUAUAGCUUGUCCAUGAUUCCUGAUUACUACUCCGUUGUUGACGCUCUUCCAUCACUGCUGGCACCCAACGGAAUAGUUGGCGUGGUCGACUUCUAUGUACAAUCAGAAGUUGACGUGAGCUUUAGGAACUACACAGGCGGCUUGGUUAAUCGUCACACCAACUUCUUGCAACGAACCUUUUGGCGUGCUUGGUUCGACAUUGACAGAGUCGCCCUCGAACCAGGCCGCAGGGACUUCCUCGAGUAUCGUUUCGGUACCGUGCUCAACGUCAACAGCCGCAAUUACGCACUUGGGGCUAUUCCCUACUACAUUUGGCUCGGUUGCCAUAAGCGGCCAAUGUCGUCUGCGCUUCCACACGAGAUUGUGGAAAAAGUCAAUGCACUUGUCACGGAAUCACCAUAUCUCCACCCGAAGAACCACACCGAUGCUCUGUCCCGCGCCGUUGAAAGGGCUGCACCCGAGCUUCGUUCCAAGGCCUUUGAUGCUGCUGUUGUGAACUUGUCCGCUGAUCUACCGUUGCCAUCGUUCUUUUAUCAAAACCAUCACUGGCGCAUCUACUAUGACGAUCAACUCAAGAAGCACACACAAUUCAACGACGAGUACAUUUACGCGUUCACCUGGGAGGAUACUCGCGUUGACGAGAGGAUUCUGAAGCUGAAGUCUGAUGAUGUUGUUCUUGCCAUUUGCAGCGCAGGUGACAAUAUCCUGUCGUACGCUCUCCAAAGCCCUGCCAGAAUUCAUGCCGUCGACUUGAACCCCACGCAGUGCCAUCUUUUGGAGCUCAAGGUUGCCGCAUACUCAUCUCUGUCUUAUGUGGACUUUUGGAAGAUCUUUGGAGAAGGAAAACACCCCGAAUUCCGCUCGCUUCUGAUCACCAAAAUGUCACCUCAUCUGUCGAGCCGUGCAUUCCAGUACUGGCUCAACAACCAUCACAUCUUCACCAAGUCCAAGGCAGGUCUUUAUGACACUGGUGGUUCAAAGCAUGGUAUUCGUAUCUUCCGCUGGAUCACUCGGGUUUUUGGUUGUCGAGGUGCCGUCAAAGACCUUCUCGAGGCAAAGACGCUCAAUGAGCAGCGCGAGAUUUGGCGCAACAGAAUUCGACCAGCUCUCCUUUCACGCUUGGUGUCCAAGUUUGUAGUCAGCCAAGAGUCAUUCUUGUGGACUGCCCUUGGAGUGCCAAAGAACCAAUUGGCAAUCAUUGAAGCGGACCAUGCCCAAUCUGAUGCCGUCUGUGGACCGAAUCCAACCGCUCGUAACACGAGAUCUCACGCCAUUUGGGAGUACAUGGUCAAUACACUGGAUCCCAUGGUCGAGUCCACCCAUAUUGCCGCGGACAAUCCAUACUACUAUGUCUGCAUGGAGGGCAAAUUCUCCAAGCGCUGCCACCUCGACUACCUCUCCAAGCAGGCGCACGCCAAACUGUCUAGGCCUGAUGCCUUUGAUGGACUCCGUAUUCACACUGACGAGAUCGACGAGGUCAUUGCCCGCAUUGCGCCGGGCACGCUGACCGUGGCAGUGGUCAUGGACAGCAUGGACUGGUUCGACCCAGGCUCCAACGCCGCCGCGGCCCAAAUCACCAAGCUCAACCGCGCUCUCAAGAUGGGCGGACGUGUCAUGCUUCGCUCGGCCGGGUUGAAGCCGUGGUACAUCAAGCAGUUUGAGACCCUCGGAUUCACGGCCAAGCGCCACGGUGCCCGUGAGGGCGGUGCUUGCAUUGAUCGUGUCAACAUGUAUGCGAGCUGCUGGAUCAUGACCAAGAACGAGAACUUGGCCCCGCCUACUCCAGGACCCGAGGCCGAUGUCUACAACGGCCCUGAGUUGACCGAGUUGGUAAUUUGA
Messenger RNA from Pestalotiopsis fici W106-1, 2523 nucleotides. RefSeq lists its product as uncharacterized. The transcript has 3 exons. Bases 1 to 2523 code for a protein of 840 amino acids. The record is from RefSeq and is a predicted model, not a curated record. NCBI's taxonomy places the organism in Eukaryota, Fungi, Ascomycota, Sordariomycetes, Amphisphaeriales, Sporocadaceae.